AUGGCCUCUUUGCGCAAAUUGAUCCAAUUUCAAUUUCCCCUGUUCUGCUCUGUCCUCUUAGUAGCUCCUCUAUAUUCAACUGCUGCUCCACUUUCAAAACCCAAUAAUGCGAUAGCACUUGUUAACAAAGUUUGCUCAGGUAUGAAAGACAAAUCGUCAUGCAUAAAUUACCUCAAAAGCAAUCCUAAGGUAAUGGCAGCUGCAGCAACAUCAAAACCCUUAGAAUUUGCACUUGCCAUUCUUCAGUCAGCAGUGGACCAAUCAAAAAAUACACAUUCAUAUCUAUCGAAACACAAGAGAGGAAAACUCAGUCCACAAGCUAUUGAGGCUUAUGCUCUUUGCAAAACUUAUUGGGAUGAAGUGGCUAGUGGAUUGGAAGGGAAUCUUAAGGUUAUUAAAAAGGAUAAAGGCUAUGCUAGUGAUACAUCAGAUUAUGAUCUUAAGGUGACUCUCGACAAUGCCACAAGUUGUGCAACUGGGUUAGCCAACGCACAAAUUCAAGAUCCUGAAAUAGCAAAAGGAUUAAACAAUACGCAGAUGGCUGUAGGAGCUGCAGACACCAUUCUUGAGGGGCUAAAACCUCCCAAAAAGCUUAAUAUAAAACUUUGA
Molecule: messenger RNA, 609 nt
Organism: Solanum tuberosum (potato)
Lineage: Eukaryota; Viridiplantae; Streptophyta; Magnoliopsida; Solanales; Solanaceae
Exons: 1
Coding region: 1-609 (202 amino acids)
Molecular function (GO): enzyme inhibitor activity
Source: RefSeq, a predicted model, not a curated record